AUGUCAGAGACGGGCGUCGGGAUGGCCAGUCCUGAUCAUGAGCACUUUAUGAAGCUUAGAGAAGCCAAUGAAGCCUUUUACGGUUUCGUCGAGUUUUUGGACGAGUUUGUAGAAAAUGGUGAAUUAGGGGGUCAAGAUGCCGCUCGACGCCUAAUCCAACACGUUUCGGAGUACGUACAGAAUGAAUUGGCUGAUCUUCGCCCUGACCUCCCUGUGGUUGUCCGUGUCUACGCAAAUUUGAAGGGAUUGAGGAGGACAUACCAGGAGGCUCAUAUACUGGACGAUGAAAAUGAGUUUGAGCUGUUUGUUCGUGGGUUCAACAUGGGCCACCCCCUAUGCGAUUUUGUGGACGCUGGUGCUGGCAAGGAAUGCUCGGACGAGAAGAUUCGAGAAACUUUCAAGUUGCACGCCGGCAAUGUCCAUUGCAAACACAUCGUGUUUGCCGGCUCCACAGAUAACGGGUAUGCCCGGCUACUCGGGCCCUACAGCAGUACUACAGACUUCUGCAAGCGUGUGACGAUGCUCGAAGGACCGCCGUUCGAGAAAGAGCUCGCACAGUUGAAGGACAAAUACCGUACUACCUCAUUCCCGACGGUUUUCCGUGACACGAAACUACCUCCAAUUCGGCGAGUUUCAUUUUCCGCCACGCCAAUAUAUGAACCGAAUCCGACAAAAUCGCCACCAAGCUAUGCCUCUGCUGCAUCCUUUAGCAGUUCGCCCCCGGCGUAUAACGGGUCUCGCCCAUCCACUCCGGCACCAGUUGAGAAAACGCCGGGGUCACCGAGCGGCGCCAACGGACCAGCUUGGUUCAAUGGUAACGGUACCGUGUGCGGGGUGGCGGUUCUGAAAAAUAAACAUGGGCAGAGAGUCGACUCUCCAAUUAAACCCUCAUCAAGCAUUGUUCAAAGCCUUAAAUCGCGAAAGCUUUGCAACCCAUACCAUCUUCUGGGCACCUGUCACUUUCUUGCCUGUAAGCAUGAGCAUGGCGAAAGGUUGAACGAUAAAAUGAUGGAGGCUUUGCGCUACGUAGCGCGACUUGCGCCGUGUCCUUCUGGUUUGGAAUGCGAGGACGAAAAUUGUUAUUCUGGCCAUAGGUGUCCGAACAAUCCUUGCCACCGACCAAAUUGCCAUUUCCCAAAGGAGAUGCAUGGAGUUGACACGAAGAUUUGUAAAACCUGGAAACGGGUCUGGAAUCUCGCGCCCAAUAAGGCCCGAGAAGACAGGAAUUGUGAUGUCGGCUCUGAUGUGGUGAAUCGCCAUUACAAACUUGUUCGAGGGGCAGAAACCAAGUUGGAAUUUGGAAGACGAAGGCAUAUCAGAGCAGAUAUCAACACCGUGACUCUGCACUACGAUGAUGCUUAUCUGAGCCACUACUUCUCCGCAUCUCUCACUCAGCACUCUGGCAUCCAAAGGCACCAGCUGCAACUGUUCUCCAUGCAUAAUCAUGUUGAGAAUCCUUCGGCCAAUUGCAGCGCUAAAACGGUGCUGUUUCCGCACCUUUGUUUCCGGUUCUUCAUUUCGCGCGCUGCUCCAGCGCUGAAAAGGGCGGUGUUGGCUAUCAAGCCGCCGCGCCAGCCUCAUCCGCCUACUGGAAGCGGAAAUAGACUUCUGAGCUAUAAUGAGACCGUUCUCCAAAAGCCCUUUGCUCCCGAAACCAUCUCAGUGGACUGGGUUUCCACUGAUAAGGACGGUCAAUAUGUAUAUCAGAAAUCGGAUUCGACUCUUGUUUUGCAGCAUAUCGCCACUGAAACCCAGAGGGUCUUGAUCGAUUCUGACCGGGUGCCGGAUGAUGCCCAUGAAUAUUUCCUCAAGCCAGACCUAUCAGCAGUUAUGUGGGCUACCAACUACACCAAGCAGUAUCGCCAUUCCUAUUUCGCAAACUACUUCAUUCAAGACGUUGAGUCUGGAGAAUUGACUCCCUUGGCCAAAGACCAAGCCGGCGAUCUGCAGUAUGCUGCUUGGAGCCCUGUUGGAAAUGCAAUUGCAUACGUCCGUGGAAACAAUUUGUUUAUCUGGAAGGACGGUACCACUACGCAAAUUACUUCGGACGGAGGUGUUGACACCUUUAAUGGUGUCCCCGAUUGGGUCUAUGAGGAAGAAAUCUUUGGCGAUCGGUAUGCGCUUUGGUUCUCCCCUGACGGGCAAUAUCUUGCUUUCCUACGCUUUGAUGAAACUGGGGUACCAACAUAUACAGUUCCGUACUAUAUGGGCAAUCAAGAAGUGCCUCCGUCCUACCCAAAGGAAUUGGAUAUCCGUUAUCCAAAGGUGUCUCAAACCAAUCCCCGAGUCGAAUUCCAUAUCUUAGACGUGAACUCCCUCAAAAGCAAAAAGGUGUCUUCCGAAGCAUUUCCCGCGGAUGACCUAAUCAUUGGUGAAGUUGCGUGGGUCACUGAGAAGCACGAAGCAGUCGUGUUCCGCGCUUUCAAUAGAGUCCAAGAUCAAGAAAAAGUUAUUCUGGUGUAUGCUUCCUCUGGAAAAUCUUCGGUAGUUCGUGAAAGAGAUGGCACCGAUGGUUGGUUGGACAAUCUAUUGUCCAUCAAUUAUGUCGGCAAGGUUCAAAACGAAAAAACCCAAGGCCAUCACAACACCUACUAUGCAGAUAUCUCUGAUGUGUCUGGAUGGGCACAUAUUUAUUUGUUCCCCGUGGAGGGAGGUGAGCCGAUCUCAUUGACUUCUGGAGAAUGGGAGGUCACGUCCAUUGUUAGCAUCGACAGGGAGCGCGAAUUGAUCUAUUACCUUUCAACCAAACAUCACCCUACAGAACGGCAUCUGUAUUCGGUGUCAUUCCGCACCUUGAAAAGCAAACCUCUCGUCGAUGACACAGUCGCAGGUUACUGGUCUGCGUCCUUCUCCUCCAAGGGUGGAUAUUAUUUGCUCACCUACGGUGGCCCAGACGUUCCUUACCAGGAACUCUUCUCUGUUGAUUCCCCUAAGCCGCUCCGAGUGAUCACCAGCAACGAGGACAUAGUAGACGCGCUCAAAGAAUUCAAACUACCCAAAAUCUCAUUUUUUGACCUCUCCAUUGAAUCCGGCUUCAACCUCACUGUCAUGCAGCGCCUUCCAGCAAACUUUGACCAAAGGAAGAAAUACCCGGUCCUCUUCACCCCGUAUGGUGGACCAGGAGCUCAAGAGGCUAGCAAAGCCUGGAAAGCGCUGGACUGGAAAGCCUACAUCGCAUCCGACCCAGAGUUAGAAUACAUCACCUGGACCGUUGACAACCGUGGCACAGGCUUCAGGGGCCGCAAAUUCCGCGCAGCCGUCGCCAAGCAACUCGACCUACUCGAAGCGCAAGACCAAAUCGCAGCUGCGAAGGCCAUAGGUAAGAAUUGCUUCGUCGACAAGGACCGUAUCGGCAUAUGGGGCUGGAGCUAUGGCGGUUAUCUCUCGUCCAAGGUGCUCGAGACUGACAGCGGCGUCUUCUCCUUCGGUAUGAUCACUGCACCCGUCACUGACUGGCGCCUGUACGAUAGCAUGUACACCGAACGCUACAUGAAAACCUUCGAACUGAACGAGGCGGGAUAUAACACCAGCGCAGUGCGCAAGCCCGCGGGCUUUUCUAAUAUCGCGGGCAGUUUCCUACUGCAGCACGGCACGGGAGACGAUAACGUGCACUUCCAGCAUUCUGCUGCCCUGACCGAUAUGUUGAUGGGCGGUGGAGUGCCACCUCAGAAGAUGGAGUCGCAGUGGUUUACGGAUUCUGACCAUUCUAUUACGUAUCACGGUAGCUCUGUUUUCCUGUAUAAGCAACUGACACGGAUGUUGUAUAGGCAGAAGACGAGGGAUGUGACGAAGGGGCCUGAGAUUCAUCAGUGGAGUCGGAGGGAUCGGAAUGGCCUGAGAUUUUGA
Molecule: messenger RNA, 3846 nt
Organism: Histoplasma capsulatum G186AR
Lineage: Eukaryota; Fungi; Ascomycota; Eurotiomycetes; Onygenales; Ajellomycetaceae
Product: extracellular dipeptidyl-peptidase Dpp4
Exons: 8
Coding region: 1-3846 (1281 amino acids)
Biological process (GO): proteolysis
Molecular function (GO): serine-type endopeptidase activity; dipeptidyl-peptidase activity
Source: RefSeq, a predicted model, not a curated record